This is a messenger RNA of Cyprinus carpio (common carp), 3220 nucleotides long. RefSeq lists its product as uncharacterized. Lineage: Eukaryota; Metazoa; Chordata; Actinopteri; Cypriniformes; Cyprinidae. The record is from RefSeq and is a predicted model, not a curated record. Gene Ontology annotation, molecular function: DNA binding; zinc ion binding.
GGACUCUGAACGCUACAUUUUUAAUUGUUCGAAACCAUUUAAGAUCGGCUUCCCUACGAUGCUUGUGUCCGCGCAUGCGCAGUAACGUAGCUCUCCGAAAGUAUCGCUGAUCGGAGAGAACGGCUCGAUCGACUGCGCGAGACGCGAUGAGGUAUGAUAUAAUAAUUCAUAACCACUAAAGACAUGGUUGAAACACUGGAGUUUUGACAUUUUAUGCAACCCAAGCUCUUCGUAACGAUGAAACUUCUACUUCCAACUUCUGUGGACAGCAAAGUCAUUUUUCUUAUUUAAAAAUGUGAGCCAGCGGUUCAACGUCCAGACUCUUCCUGGCAUGACUCAAAACCACUGGUCUCACAAAUCUGCUAGUAAUACAGGAGAAUCCAGAGAACGGGAUCAGACAUGACGGAUGAGCUGAACAGGGCGUCAGCUGAACCGGAGACGAUGCAACCGGAAGAGACUGUGCUGGUUGGAGCAGACGUUGUUACUGUGAUUGAGGAUAAUGCAGUGGAGAACAGCGCACCUGGACAGGUGACGGUUGAGUUGCUACCUGACUGGCUGAAGCCAAUGGAGGAGGAUGAAGAUGAUGGUGGUGAAGGUGUCAAUAGAAAGACCAAUAAUGACGUUCCUAAAGUAAAACGACGCAGAGGUCGGCCUCCGAUUGCCAGAAAUGCUAGACUGGGACUUACUCGUUUAGAUUUCAAGAAAGGAUUGCAUGCAGAUCACCCUAAAACUAAGACUGUUCAUACUCUACUGGACAGAACACGUUCAAGUCUCACAUCAGGUACUGCCAUUCCCGUCCCAGAUCCAACCCGCAUGCCUGAGGUUUUACCCCAGACACCCCAGAGCAUCAUUCACAGCCCGACGUCGACAUCCCAAAGACCCCGACUCAUCCCCAUCUCACCUACAGGGGACAGCAGCCUCUCCAAGAUCCCCGACACUGAGUUUCACAGCCCUCUGCGCCUCACGAGGGUAUCGCCGCUCGGUAUCGACAAAUCUGUCACACAGAAUUUCAUUCACUCUCCGGCUGUAAAAGUGGGCAAUGUUACCCAACAGAUCAUUUCCUCUACUGGAGUGGGGAACGAUGGCACUGAGCCGCCCCUUCGACUCUGGCUUUGUCCCUCUCUGGAGCCCAUUAGUCCUACAAAAUCUCAGGAUACAUUUUCAGAUCAGACUGUAAGUUUACCAAAUUUUCCGGAGAUUACACGUAAUGGAACAGCGACCCUAAAGGAAAGUCUUCCUUUUCUCAGUAAAUGUGAAAGCUGUGGCGGACCAUUUUCUGCUCAGAAGAUCGGAGACACAUUGUGCUACAGAUGCUGCAGGAUUAAACCAGAGAAGAAGCACUCUCCUCCAAAUAUUGUGUUUAGGAAGGUGGGGCAGGAUCAGUGGGAGGUUGGGAAAACAAAACAUCCAAGAAAACAAAUGCUGAAACAACAUACCAAAUACAAGAAAAUGGUAAAAACGGAUUUUGUCCCUGAUGGUGAUGAAGAUGAGGAUGACUGGGCUGCAAAGAAACGCAAUCGCAGGAUGUGCCGGCAGUGUGUUGCGUGUCUUCGGGAAGAUGACUGUGGCAAAUGCGACUUCUGCAUGGACAAGCCCAAGUUUGGUGGCAGUAACAAGAAAAGGCAGAAAUGUCGCUUGCGUCAGUGCAAGUUUCAGUCAAAGCUUCAUGCUCACAGAGCAAAUGGAAUGCUAAAUCCAUCCCUUCCACGAAGAAGGAAAAAUGUGAAGCCCAAGCUCAAGAGACGCGGGAGACCAAGAAAAAGGAAAUUCAAAAGCGACCCCUGGGAGGAUGAUGACGAAGUGUCUGAUAAGGAUGAUGAUGAUGAUGAAGAAGACUUGAGGCAUUAUAAGAUGAAUGGCAGGAAGGGAGGAAGGAGGAAAUGGAAUUACACUUUUAAGGAAGAUGAAGAAGAUGCGUUCGUUGAGACCGUGAUUGAUGAUGACGAACCGUCCAUCACAGAGGAGGAUCCUGAUAUUUUGGGCAGUGAGAGGUCAGUGAUGGUGUCUAGUGAGAUGUACUCAAACACCUCUGGACUCGGUGCUCAGGGAUUAUACUACAACGUGCCAGGCGUGCCGGCAGCACCUCAUAUGCUUGGAUCAGUACCUCUGUGUAACACCAGUCCACUGCCGAUGGGUGAGGUGAUCAGCUCUCUGCCGAUGGGGGACGAUGUGACUCAGAACGGUUUUCUUCAGAUUGAGAUGGUGAGAGUGGGAUCACCACCAUCACAUUACACAGAAGAAGCUCAGAACACAGAACAGCACGUGUCAGAAUUUCAGCUGGAGCCCACGCCGGUGAUCACUCAGAUCUUCAGUCUGGCGGGAGGAGAGAACGACAGCGACCGAGACCAAGGCCUGAUGGAGCUGUUCACUUCCCUAGGCCAGACCGUGCUGCCCGCUCACUGGGUGGGCGUCAUGGCCAAAGGCCCCGUCCUCCAGCUCCUGCAGUGCUCCAAACUCUCCACCAUGGCUGACACGGUGGUCCAGAUCGAGAAGGGCUUCUUCUACCAGGUCAGUGUUCAAAACCAGCCUCUUCUGCUGAUGCACGCCGUCUACUCGCGCCACCCCACCUGCCUCGAGACGGUCGGUGACGUGGUGUCGCUCUUGCUGGACUUGGAGGAGAUGGGCGUGUGUCAGGGCUACCAGAACUUCCACAUGGGUCCGCCGUGGGAGCCCAGAAUGAGCGUCCGAGCGGCUCUGUGCGAUCUGCUCAUUCCCAAGGACGAGGAACAGUGUCCGAAAUGCACACAGCCUGUGGAGAGUUGAACGGUUUUGAACAUCUAUAAGUAGUUCGAGAGACUCUUCCAGCAGUUCCUAUAAUGCAGUCAGAGCUGUUUCUGACCUCACGAUGAAUCCACAUCUAAAAUGGUGCUUAUUUUUUGUUUUCUUUUUAGAAGUUAGUGACACAACAUUCAAAAAAGGACUCGCAAAAUACUGAGUUUUUCCAAAAUCCCUUCUUUCUGUUGCUCUCCAGUUGGGAUUAGGACAUAAAUACAUUCAGUUCUCAUUUAAACUACCUCUCAAUCAUUUUAUGGACCAAUUUAAACCUUAAACCAACCAGGUGCCCUUAUUGUAGUUUAUUGUAAGCUUACUGUAGUACCAUGAAAUGCAAAGAAGCUAGUUUCCACCAUUGGAUAAAAAAAUAAAAAAAAGGUGCAACUUUUAUCACCAAUUCAGAACUUUUUUCUUGCGAUUCUGAGUUCAUAUAUAAUAGUGCAGACUA